AUGGUAACGUCCGUUCAAACAGAUGAAGAGGGUGACUUAUUCGCAUCGGCGGAUUCUGACUCGGAUCUGGACGAGGAGGAAGCAGAACGAAAGCUACUGACGGCCGCUAGAGAGGGCCAUACAUUCCUGGUAUCGGAGCUACUCACCACGGACAGCGAACUCAAUGCUGACUGCAAAG
Molecule: messenger RNA, 178 nt
Organism: Sphaeroforma arctica JP610
Lineage: Eukaryota; Ichthyosporea; Ichthyophonida
Exons: 1
Source: RefSeq, a predicted model, not a curated record